Lindgomyces ingoldianus is the source of this 1335-nucleotide messenger RNA. RefSeq lists its product as uncharacterized. The transcript has a single exon. The record is from RefSeq and is a predicted model, not a curated record. NCBI's taxonomy places the organism in Eukaryota, Fungi, Ascomycota, Dothideomycetes, Pleosporales, Lindgomycetaceae. Bases 1 to 1335 code for a protein of 444 amino acids.
AUGUCAAGAAAUCUACAACACACCAGCGCAAUGAUCACAAAAAUCAUCCCCCUAGCUCUCUUUACUGCUCAAGCAGUUAUUGGGGCAGUUAUUCGUCACCACGAUGAACCUAGAGCGUCAAACGCUGAUGGUCUUGCUGUAGUAGCUAUCACAGCGACCCUAGCAGUUCCCCCAGGCCCAACCCUGUCUUGGGCGGUCGAUCCGAAUCUAGUUAUUGUCACAGAGACGGAUUACACUACCGGUCAACCGUCUAGGGUGCCCCCGACACCUACGUUGGGAGAACUCCUAUCAUAUGUUACCAUUGGUGCACCAUACCAAAACACCACUCUAGUCGCUAUAUCUGCAGGGCCUGUUAGCGCCCCCCCGAUUCCUAGCUUCACUGGUGCUUCUGCUAUAAUAGGUGCAUCAACUAUGCCUUACGGAGAUUCCUCCAUAAAAACUAUUCCUUCCUCCGCACCCUUUCGGCCAACUUCAGAGGAUAAUUACUCCGCCGCACUAGUUGCUUUCCCAAGCAGUGCACCUGCAGAAUCGAGUCAAGUACCAGCAGCUUCUGGAGCACCGAGCUCUGGGUUGUCUCAAGUACCUUUUCCUUCCUUCCAAGCACUAGUGACUUCUUCACAUGUUCUAGCUCCUUCCCAGCUUCCACCGAUCUCUCUAGAGCCCUCAUCCACCGCUGUAGUUGUCAUUCCAGUGUCAAAAUCUCCCACAACCGUGCUCGUUGUCCCCGUCACCCCAACCGCGACUCCGCAGCGACACAAGCGAUCUAACAACAUUGGGUUCAUCGAAGGUGAGCUUAUUGACACAAAGUCAAGGGUCUCGAACGGUGUGCCCGCCCAAGUAUCCACCGUUUCUGCCUCACAUCCCUCUACACUGAUGGGGGCUAACCCUCCUCACGUAGCGCUACAACUUAACACUGCAACGAAAGUCCUAGUGCCAGCGAAAUCUGGAGACCAAGUUGCGGACAAGACAACUAGCCAAAGCGUUGGCACGAUUCAGGUUCCUAGGAAGUCAUUGUCCGCCACCCACUCCAACACGAUGUUCAAGCCCAAGGAAUUGUCAAACCCAAACCCAACUCCAACCCCUAGAUCUUCUCACAUCCGAGCUCCAUCUUUCAAAGCCUCUUCAGCACUGCUAGUUGGUUCAACCGUUGUCAUCGGUGAAGGGGCGCAUUGCCCAUAUCCUUAUCCCGGCGAGCUCUGUGGAAAGGGCGCCGCGAAAACGACGUUUGUAACCGCAACGAAAACUAAGGCUCAGAAACCGACGUCACCGGCGACUAGGAAGGGAGAAAAGCUUGAAAGUACUGGGUGGUGCCCUUAUCCCGGACAGAAGUGCUAA